CGUCCUUCCAGAAAGUGGAGUGAAGUGAAGUGAAGGGGAAGGCCAUUUUGCAGAGCGAAGCAGCAAAAAUCAGAGAUGUCGACGAGCGAGAACGGCGAACUGGUCUGCGUCACCGGUGGCAGCGGCUGCAUCGGAUCCUGGCUCGUUCACCUCCUCCUCCGCCGUGGCUACUCCGUUCACGCCACCGUCCAAAAUCUCAAGGAUGACAAAGAAACGAAGCAUCUCGAAGAUUUGGAAGGCGCGGACACUCGUCUCCGUCUCUUCCAAAUCGAUCUCCUCCAUUAUUACUCCAUCGUCCCCGCCGUCACUGGUUGCGCCGGCGUCUUCCACCUCGCGUCUCCCUGCAUCGUCGAUGCUGUAGAAGAUCCUGAGAGGGAUCUAUUGGAUCCGGCCAUCAAAGGAACCCUCAAUGUCCUGACCGCGGCUAAGGAGGCUGGGGUACAACGCGUGGUGGUGACUUCGUCUAUCUCCGCCAUGAUUCCAAACCCUCACUGGCCGGCGAACGUUGUGAGAAAUGAAGAAUGCUGGACUGAUAUAGAUUACUGCAAGUCAAAGGGGCUAUGGUAUUCGGUUUCAAAAACUCUAGCGGAAAAGGCUGCUUGGGAAUUUUCCAAGGAGAAAGGAUUGGAUGUGGUGGUGAUUAAUCCAGGCACUGUGAUGGGGCCUUUGAUUCCUCCCAGAAUUAACGCUAGCAUGAAAAUGCUUUUACAACUUCUCGAGGGGUGCUCCGAGACAUUCGAGGACGUCUUUAUCGGGAUAGUGCACUUUAAAGACGUUGCCUUAGCACACAUUUUGGUGUAUGAAAACAAAUCAGCUACAGGAAGGCACUUUUGUGCCGAGUCUAUAUCUCGUUACUCCGACUAUGCCGCAAAGGUUGCUGAGCUCUACCCUCAAUAUAAGGUGCCCAGGUCGAUAGAAGAUACACAGCCUGAUUUGGUGAGAGCCAAAGAUGGAGCUAAGAAGCUGAUGGACCUGGGGAUGAAAUUCAUCCCAAUGGAAGAAAUCAUCAAGGACGCGGUUGAGGAUUUAAAGAGGAAGGGAUAUAUUUCCGAACCACUAUAAAAAUCUCGAUUUCAAAUCGUCACCUGUAAGUUUUUAUUUCAGCCUGCUCUUAUGAGUCCUCUCUAUGUGACAUAUGAGAUCUUCAUCAUCUGGAUGUUGAAAUGUUAUAUUUGAAUGAUACCAUAUUCUAGUCUCCAACUGUUUCUCAAAA
Momordica charantia (bitter melon) is the source of this 1213-nucleotide messenger RNA. Its product is annotated as NAD(P)-binding Rossmann-fold superfamily protein. NCBI's taxonomy places the organism in Eukaryota, Viridiplantae, Streptophyta, Magnoliopsida, Cucurbitales, Cucurbitaceae. The record is from RefSeq and is a predicted model, not a curated record. Gene Ontology annotation, molecular function: oxidoreductase activity, acting on the CH-OH group of donors, NAD or NADP as acceptor.